Messenger RNA from Carlito syrichta (Philippine tarsier), 1116 nucleotides. RefSeq names its product sphingosine-1-phosphate receptor 3 (gene S1PR3). Bases 1 to 1116 code for a protein of 371 amino acids. Lineage: Eukaryota; Metazoa; Chordata; Mammalia; Primates; Tarsiidae. The transcript has a single exon. Gene Ontology annotation, molecular function: sphingosine-1-phosphate receptor activity. Gene Ontology annotation, biological process: G protein-coupled receptor signaling pathway. The record is from RefSeq and is a predicted model, not a curated record. Gene Ontology annotation, cellular component: membrane.
AUGGCCACCGGCCUCCCGCCGCCGCCGGCCCAGCCCGGGAACGGCACCCUGCAGGAGCACUACAGCUACGUGGGCAAGCUGGCGGGCGGGCUGCGGGAGGCGCCCCAGGGCACGCUCACCACUGCGCUCUUCCUGGUGGUCUGCAGCCUCAUCGUGCUGGAGAACCUGAUGGUGCUGGCGGCCAUCUGGAAGAACCACCGCUUCCACAACCGCAUGUACUUCUUCAUCGGCAACCUGGCCCUGUGCGACCUGCUGGCUGGCGUGGCCUACAAGGUGAACAUCCUGAUGUCGGGCAGGAAGACCUUCGGCCUGUCGCCCACCGUCUGGUUCCUCCGGGAGGGCAGCAUGUUCGUGGCGCUCGGGGCGUCCACCUGCAGCCUGCUGGCCAUCGCCAUCGAGCGCCACCUGACCAUGAUCAAGAUGCGGCCCUACGACGCCAGCAAGAAGCACCGCGUCUUCCUGCUGAUCGGCACGUGCUGGCUGAUGGCCUUCUCGCUGGGCGCGCUGCCCAUCCUGGGCUGGAACUGCCUGCACAGCCUCCCCGACUGCUCCACCAUCCUGCCGCUCUACUCCAAGAGCUACAUCGCCUUCUGCACCAGCGUCUUCACGGCCAUCCUGGUGGCCAUCGUCAUCCUCUACGUGCGCAUCUACUGCCUGGUGAAGUCCAGCAGCCGCAAGGUAGCCGCCCACAACACCUCGGAGCGCUCCCUGGCGCUGCUGCGCACCGUGGUGAUCGUCGUGAGCGUGUUCAUCGCCUGCUGGGCCCCGCUCUUCGUCCUCUUCCUCAUCGACGUGGCCUGCCGGGUGAGGGAGUGCCCCGUCCUGUUCCGGGCCCAGUGGUUCAUCGUGCUGGCCGUGCUCAACUCGGCCAUGAACCCGGUCAUCUACACGCUGGCCAGCAAGGAGAUGCGGCGGGCCUUCUUCCGCCUGGUCUGCAACUGCCUGGUCCGGGGCCGGGUGGCCCGCGCCUCGCCCGUCCAGCCAGCCCUCGACCCCAGCAGAAGCAAGUCCAGCAGCAGCAACCACAGCAGCCACGCCCCGAGGGGCCGGGAGGAGCCGCCCCCCCGAGCCCUGGACGGGGACGCGGCUCUCCUGAACGGCGCCCUCUGCAAGUGA